Nelumbo nucifera (sacred lotus) is the source of this 1479-nucleotide messenger RNA. RefSeq names its product protein trichome birefringence-like 38. The record is from RefSeq and is a predicted model, not a curated record. Gene Ontology annotation, cellular component: Golgi apparatus. Gene Ontology annotation, molecular function: O-acetyltransferase activity. Lineage: Eukaryota; Viridiplantae; Streptophyta; Magnoliopsida; Proteales; Nelumbonaceae.
CAAACUCAACCUACGUCCUUCCUCCCUGUCUCCUCCUUCCUCUCACCUCCCAUUGGUUCACAUUCUACUGUUUUACUUCAAAGUUACUGCAAUGAGAUCUCAUCGAUCAAGAGCUCAUUCUCAUUAUAUUACACUGAAAGCCUUUCUCCCUUUCUGAGUUUCUUCUGUUCACCACUUUCAGUGUUAUUCUCUGCUCUUGCAGUCUGAAAAUCAAGUAAUAUGGGAAAUGGGUUUCUUAUCUAUAGCUCAGUUUUUGCUGUUGUUUUGCUAAUUUUAUCAUAUGCCGAGCAAACGAGUGCAGAACGUGAACACAUUGAUAAUGUAGACAGAAUAAGAUCAGCUGGAUGUGAUCUCUUCCAAGGGAGUUGGGUGUUUGAUGAUUCUUAUCCUCUUUACAACAGUUUGGAUUGUCCAUUCAUCGAUAAGCAAUUCGACUGCCUGAGGAAUGGGCGGGCUGAUAAGCAAUUCCUCAAAUACAGAUGGAAGCCCAACGCCUGCGACUUGCCAAGAUUCAAUGGAGAGUAUUUCCUAAGAAGGUUUAAAGGGAAAAAGAUCAUGUUCGUGGGGGACUCGCUAAGCCUGAACCAGUGGCAAUCACUGAUAUGUAUGCUUCACGCUGCAGUGCCACAAGCAAAGUACACGCUAAGGAAGAUGGGCACUCUCUCCAACUUCACAUUGCCGGGUUAUGGGGUAUCUGUAAUGCUCUCUCGCACCGCAUUCCUAGUCGAUUUAGUGACUGAAAAAAUCGGUCGAGUUCUGAGGAUCGACUCCAUUGAAGGUGGUAACGCGUGGAAAGGCGUCGACAUGUUGAUAUUUAACACAUGGCAUUGGUGGGUUCACAAAGAUGGCAAACAACCAUGGGACUACAUUCAAGAAGGAAACAAGAUGUACAAAGAUAUGGAUCGUUUGGUUGCUUUUGAGAAAGGGUUGACAACAUGGUCUAAAUGGGUCGACUCCAAUAUUGAUCCAGCCAUAAGAAAAGUAUUCUUUCAGGGCAUUUCUCCUACCCAUUAUAAUGGCAGCGAAUGGAAUCAGCCCAAGAUGAACUGCAAUGGGCAAACACAGCCUCUAAAUGGGUCUGCCUACCCAGGGGGUUCACCUCCAGCGGUAGCCGUGGUGAAGAAUGUCUUGAGUAAGAUGUCCAACCCUGUUGAUUUGCUUGAUAUCACAACACUGUCACAGUUGAGAAAAGAUGGGCACCCAUCUAUCUACGGCCUUGAUGGGAAGAAGGGAACAGAUUGCAGCCAUUGGUGUCUUGCUGGUGUUCCUGAUACUUGGAACCAUCUCUUAUACGCAUCUCUCAUUCUCACUAAAGAUGGCCAAAUAUAGCCAUGCUAUUUAUUUGUGGAGAACAAAUUAAGAUCAUGAUUUGUUGAAUAACAUCAUUGUUCUUCAAAAUUGUUGGAAAUAAAAUUAAAAUGUCUCUGUUUGUUUGCAAUGCAAUUUCAUUUGCGCCAGUACAAAUACAUGGAAGUAAAA